AUGCAUUUCCCCCGGUUUCUCCUCGCUGCAGCUGCAACCACCAUGGCCUCCGCUACCGCCAUCCCAUCCGCGUCGAGCCCCGCCGUCGUCCUUACCCCGGGCGCAUGGCACGGCCCCUGGGCUUACGACCUGCUCAUCCCGGAACUUACCGCGCUCGGCCUGUCCAGCAGCACCGUCACCCUGGCCACCGUUGGUACCACCGACUCCGACGUCGGCGUGGCUGACGAUGCCGCCGCCGCACGUGCAGAGGUCCUGAAGCAGCUGGAUGCGCCCGGUGAGCGUGAUGUGGUCCUCGUCGGCCACUCGUACGGCGGAGUAGUCAUCUCCAACGCCGUUGAGGGCUUGUCGGUGGCUGACCGCAAGGCCGCCGGCAAGAAGAACGGCGUAAUUGGCGUUCUGUACAUGACUGCAUUUGCCAUCCCCGCCAAUACCAGCCUGCUUGAUGCCGUGGAUGGCAGCUUGCCUGAUUGGUGGAACAUCACUGGCCAAUUCUUCAACCCCAUCAACCCGGCUCACGUCUUCUACAACGACAUUACGGACCAGGCCCUGGUUGCCAGCUACGUCGCCAAGCUCAAGUCCAUGCCGUGGAAGAUGGUGACGGACAAGACCCAGUUCGCGCCCUGGAACAGCGGCUUCAACGUCGGCUACAUCCACGCCCAGCUGGACAACGCCAUCGUGCUUCCCGUGCAGAACGCCAUGGCCAGCGCGUUCCCUGCCGACUCGUUCGUCGCCUCCCUCAACACCAGCCACUCGCCUUUCCUCUCGCAGCCCAAGAAGACGGCCGAGACCAUCAACGACGCUGUGGUGCACUUUGUCAACAAGAAGACCGUGUAA
Messenger RNA from Pyricularia grisea, 834 nucleotides. RefSeq lists its product as uncharacterized. The record is from RefSeq and is a predicted model, not a curated record. Lineage: Eukaryota; Fungi; Ascomycota; Sordariomycetes; Magnaporthales; Pyriculariaceae. The transcript is spliced from 2 exons. The coding region runs from base 1 to 834 and encodes 277 amino acids.